Molecule: messenger RNA, 2771 nt
Organism: Anolis sagrei ordinatus
Lineage: Eukaryota; Metazoa; Chordata; Lepidosauria; Squamata; Anolidae
Product: ly6/PLAUR domain-containing protein 5-like
Cellular component (GO): plasma membrane
Source: RefSeq, a predicted model, not a curated record
AUAACAACAACAAUUUCCAAAAUUAUGGUGCGCAUCAGUAUCAAGUAUUAUGGUAAUCUAAGUGCUGAGGCAAAGUGAAAGGGGAAGUUGAUUAGGAAGUGUCUGGAAGCUUGCAAACGCAGACCAGCUUUGGGGAAAAGAAGAGGAAAAGACAAAAGAGGAGGAAGUGACUUGCUUUUAAAAGAUUUCCUGCCUGCUUUUUCCAAGACCUCUCCUUUGCUGUUGAAAGACCAUUCAGUACACAGGAGAAGCAUUUCGUUCCAGACCAUGGAAACUACUCCUUUCAGAUGGAAGGCCUUUGCAGGCUUUCUGGUGAUGAAUCUUCUUAUCACAGUUACUUCAGCCCUGACGUGUCAUCAGUUCACUAACUAUACGCAGGCUGGUCUCCCUGGCUAUACUGGUGUUUUUAGUGCUUUAAAUUCCGACCCAUCUAAUAGAACUGCCAUCAAGUGUCUCAGUAGCCACAACGCUUGCGUUUCUAUACGACUGGAACUGAGUACAGUCAGCCAUACUCUGUUUAUGGACCAUCGGGAUUGCGCAACCACCCAAUACCCAAAUGGAGGAAAAGAAUUAUCCAAGAAAGGUGACAAAUACUUUGCAAUCAAGUACAAGGCAACUUACUGCUCCAGCGACCUGUGCAAUGGAGAAAUGCCUUCUGUACAUCCUCACAACGAGACUACUUUGGUCAAAGAAAAAUGUAAGCCAAGCAGUUCGAAGAAAUGCUAUGCUGGCAUCAACUAUCAUGAAUCUGAAACAGAACUAGAACCUGUGACAUGCCGCAGCGACUCAGACUACUGUUACCAAGGAUCUGGGCAUAUCAAAGCCGCAAAUACCGCUCUACAUUUACGCGUCAGAAGCUGCCGAAGCAUCUGUCGCAUUCCUCAGCAACAAACUUUUGGACCAAUAGAGAUCUCUCUCAAAGGAUCCUGCUGCUCUGGAAACCUCUGCAACAAGAAAGAAAAUGCUGAUCCAACCCCGACUGCUCAAGCGUGGGAAACUACCAGUGAAUUAUAUGGACACGGCACUGUCAAUCAAACCGGCAAUUUCACCAACCUUGGCCAUGGAUAUGGCCUCUUCCGAGACUUUGAAUGUGAGGAUUACAUUGUCGAUAAUGGCACAGAGUGGUCCUUCAUUGAUCCUGGAGCACAAGGGGCAGUAUCACCUUUCACUGAUCAUGGAGCACAAGGGCCACCUAACAGCAAAGGGUCCAUCCUUCAGCUCAGACCUCUGCUGCUCACUCUUGUGGUUACAGUCCUUGCACUAUCUUGGUGAGAUGCCUUGGCUUCCAAGAUCUCUGAUCUGAUUUUGGAAGAGGUAUAUUGUAGAAGGGAAGGAAAAGAUGGGUCAACCUGAGAUAGAUAAAUUUCUGGCCUUCUGUAGUCCUCUCCUAACUAUCAACCAAUUGUUAACACAGCCUGGCCAUAUAGGCCCCUUCUACGCUGCCAUAUAAAAUCCAGAUUAUCAACUGUGAACUGGAUUAUAUGGCAGUGUAGACUCAUAAUCUAAUUCAAUGCAGAUUAUGAGGAUUAUCUUCUUUGAUAAUCUGGAUUAUAUGGCAGUGUAGAAGGGGCCAUAAUCCAACUAGUUGUUGACAUAUACUGCUAUAUAAUCUCUUCACUAUUUCUCCUACUGCAAAGGGAGAUGUUGCAAUGCUUUCCUCCAUUUUUUUAAAGAGAAUAACCUGAUGAUCUCCCCAGUCCACAUUAACUGGGAUAUAGAAACAGUCCUUUUCUCCUACCCUACAAUGUCUCUUUCUAUAACAGGUGGGUGAAAUAAGUCAUCUUUAGGGAAAUUAAUGAUGCAGUCAGUAAUUCUAUUUCUUGGGAGCUUUAGAGUGCAUCUACACCAGUGGUUCUCAGCCUGCAGGUCCCCAGAUGUUUUGGCCUUCAACUCCCAGAAAUCCUAACAGCCAGUAGGCCAAAACACCUGGGGACCCACAGGUUGAGAACCACUCAUCUACACUUUUGAAUUAAUGCAGUUUGACAACACUUUAGUUGCCAUGGAUCAAUGCUAUGGAAGCAUUGGAUUCCUAAUUUGUAACUGGCGAGGCACCAGUUCUCUGUGACAGAGAAGACUCAAGCAAUUGUAAAACUAUAACAUCUGGGAUUCUAUAGGAUUGAGCUAUGGCAGUUAUAAUGGUGUAAAACUGCAUUAACGUCACAGUGUAGAUGCACCCCAGUCUUAGUAAAUGUGAAGGAUUCCCCUUGAUAUUAGGUCUAGUCAUGUCCGACUCUGGGAGCAUUGUCCGUAAACGCCACCAAGGUCAUGUGAUUGGCAUGACUGCAUGGAGCGCCUUUACCUUCCCACUCCAUGGUACCUAGCGGAAAGGUAAAGGCGCUCCGUGGUAACUAUUGAUCUACUCACCUUUGCCUGUUUUUGAACUGCUAUGUUGGCAGAAGCUGGGGCUAACAGUGGGAGCUCCCCAAAUUCAAACCACCAACCUUUCAGUCAGCAAGUUCAGCAGCUCAGUGGUUUAACCCGCUGCAUCACCAGGGGUUCCACAGUCUUACUUUUAUUAUAUAUCUUGCAACUUUAUAUAACAUAUGUAAUAUGUCAUGAAUGUAAUUCAUAUUUGUGAGCAGGACUAAAGUGCAUGAUAACAAAAGGCAUUGGCUUCAACCACAAAAGGAGUCACAGGAUCAGGACGCUGGAGAAUUGGUGGGGAGGUAAAUUGUUGCUUCAGAUUCCAGAUUCCUGUUUAUGACUUCAAGUUCUUGGAGGUUUUGCCUUUCUUGUGUGUCUGUUUUCAUGUUUAUGGAUAUAACUUUUGA